Molecule: messenger RNA, 669 nt
Organism: Talpa occidentalis (Iberian mole)
Lineage: Eukaryota; Metazoa; Chordata; Mammalia; Eulipotyphla; Talpidae
Gene: LEUTX
Product: leucine twenty homeobox
Exons: 3
Coding region: 1-669 (222 amino acids)
Biological process (GO): regulation of transcription by RNA polymerase II
Cellular component (GO): nucleus
Molecular function (GO): RNA polymerase II cis-regulatory region sequence-specific DNA binding; DNA-binding transcription factor activity, RNA polymerase II-specific
Source: RefSeq, a predicted model, not a curated record
AUGGCGUCUCUGCGUAGUCAUGGCCCCAGGACUCAUCAGGGCUGCCCGAUCGUCUGGGCUGAGUCCAGGACUGAGCUGGGGACCCUGGAGCUAAGAGUGGAUGCGGAGCCUGGUUUCGAGACCACCCUCUGGACUCUGGAAAAACAAAAAUCUGUUCGCAGGCACCGCACAAAGUUUACCCCAGAACAACUUGGAGCGCUGAAGGACGUGUUCCAGAAGACCAGGUACCCGAGCUGGGACACCAUUAUGCAGCUCGCUUUAAGCACCAAGCUGGAUGAUUUAGUAAUACAGACUUGGUUCAAGAACCAGCGUGCCAAAGCCAAAAAAUCCCAGCUGCGAGGUCAGCCCAGUCAGUCGCCAGAAGCACCAAACCCCCACAGCGCAGCGGAGGAGGAGGCCACCCCCUCACCUACAACUUCUGCAAACACCAUUUCUGGAGUUUUGGGGGUCUUUGACCCUCAACAACCCAAAGGGGCUAGUGCCUCUGAGUCUAAAUCCCUGGGGGGCUCUCAACCUAAUGACCUUCAAGACUUGUGUCUGCAGGCCUCCGACCUCCCUUGGGCCUCCAGUGAGAGGAACAUAUAUGAAUUUAUAGAGCUUUACAUUUUACCUGGGGAUGAUGACACCAGCAGCCUCGACCAGUAUCUUCCUCCAGAAGGCGCUGAGUGA